Linum tenue is the source of this 2730-nucleotide messenger RNA. Lineage: Eukaryota; Viridiplantae; Streptophyta; Magnoliopsida; Malpighiales; Linaceae. The record is from the annotation of a GenBank genome assembly.
UGUAAAAGAAAGGUCGCAAGUCGGAACGGAGUCCGACAAGUAAAACAAAAAACAAAAAUUCGAUCACCAUUUCUAUCUUCGUCGCUUCAAAAAUCAAUGGAAUCCCCGAUUCUCAAUUCAAUUAUUCAGUCGGCAAACUCUCACUUUCCUCCCCCAAUUCUCCUCUUCCACUUCCCAUCGAUUUCCCGACAAAAAAACAACGCCGACCUCCGCAAUCCACAUCCCAAGUCCCGCGCCGCUCUCCUCCGAUUCCCAACCUUCGCUCCGAUUCGAGCAGCAUCAUCGAACUCCGCCGCACAGCUCAAUUGCCGCGGCUGGGACGACGAUUUCCAUAAACCCACCGGCGACGACUGGGCGGCGGCGAACACGGGCGAGACAUCAUUUCGGCUCCGCGAUUUCGUAGUAUCUAUCGGAAUCAACGAUAAGAGGUAUGCCUUCACUUUCCUGCUCGGAGCCGUCUUCGCUUUUGCGAUCUCCAGGGUCAGAGUUUCGUAUAUCGCCUUGGUUCCAGCUUCCGCUGUGGUUUUCGCAGUUGGGUUUUCUUUCGGGUUUGUACGCAGCGGUACUGGUCUCAGUUUGUUUAGUGCUAAUACAGUUAAGAGAAAGGCGAACGAAGCCUCUUCUAGGUUAUCUAGCGAUAGGGCGAAUGCUGUCGUGGCCGAGUUUCUGAACGAGUUUGGGGUUAAAGUCAGUGAACUGAAGGACAGUCUGCUUAGAGCAAUUGACAGUAGAGAGAUUAAGAUGGACGAUUUAGAACAUUAUGUUCAUGUCAUUGAAGCAAUGGAGACAUCUGCUUUGAAUACUAGACGUUCUAUUGAGGCAACUGCCGAUAGCAUCGAGAACCCUAAACCGGUAAGCAGGAAAAGAAGACAGAUUGGUGAGGUUGGCUCUGAGUUGGUACAAUCUCUUGUUUCCAGAAUGUUUCAACCCAAAAGAAAGGUGGUUAGUCGUCCAAAAACUAAUAAGGUGAAAGAGAAUGACAAUGUUGAACCAGUAGCUACUGUCAGUUUGUCAAGCGAUCCGAUUCUGGAGAUUGAAGAAGGUGUUGACAAGGAUGUUAUUGAUUCCAAGGGUAGUCCUGGUUCUGUUUCUUCUCAAGGUUUUCCCAGUAAGUUAGCUUUGGACUGGGAUGGGGACAGAAGGAUUAGAAUAGUUUCAGAUCAUAUGCAAGAACGUGUGGAUGCAGAAGCUUCUUCUGCAGGGGACCCGAGUUUCCUGGACUCUGAUGGAGCUUACAGUUCUUACAGCAGGAAGACAAAUCAUGGUCAAACAUAUAGUUCUAGUAGCUACAUGGAAGAUAGCAGAAGAUCGAAUGAAGAUUUGCACUUGAUGGAUCGUCAGGAUGUUCCGUGGAGUGAAGCAGGCUCUUCUUCUCCUUCUUCUUCUUACUCUUCUUCAGCAGUUUCAGAUGAUGUGGCAUUCAACAGGUAUCUUACGGAGGCUAACAGCCUUCUGAAAGAGGCUAAGGAGUGCAUAAGAGGGAGACAGGAAGAAGAGCAUGCAGAGGUGUUGUUAUACAAAUCUGCUAAGUUACUGACCAAGUCUGUAGCUUUGAAGCCAAUGAGUUUAUUAGCCGUUGGCCAACUGGGAAAUACAUAUCUCCUUCAUGGUGAGCUAAAGCUGAAAAUCAGUCGCGAGUUAAGAGCUACACUCUCGACGUGGGGGCCAUUGUCAUUCGAGAACCAGGGUUCGAUUAGUGUGGGCCCUAAUGAAAUGAAAAGGAAAGAUAAGCUCGUGGAAAUCCUUACUAAUGUGUGCGAAGAGUGUGAAGAACUUCUUGUGGAGGCAGGCAGAAAAUACAGAACGGCAUUAUCUAUUGAUGGGAAUGAUAUGAGAGCUCUGUAUAACUGGGGGCUUGCUCUAACAUUCCGUGCACAGUUAAUUGCAGACAUUGGACCUGAAGCUGCCUUUGAUGCUGACAAGCUGUUUCUAGCUGCAACUGAUAAAUUUGAUGCUAUGAUGUCCAAAAGCAAUGUCCAUGCACCAGAUGCCUUGUUUAGAUGGGGUUUGGUGCUGCAGCAAAGAUCUCGGCUAAGGCCAGCAAACAGUAAAGAGAAGGUGAAGCUGUUGCAACAGGCGAAAAGGCUGUAUGAAGAUGCACUGCGUAUGGACUCCGACAAUGUCCAAGUACGAGAGGCACUGUCCACUUGCAUGUCUGACCUGAACCGCAGGUUGUUUAGAUCGUUUUGAUGGCCACCAUUUGGCUUCAGCUCGCAACAGAACGCCUAUACUGCAUAUUUUUUGUGGUUGGUAUCUUUCCGGUUAGUUCUCUAUCGUCUCUCUGCCUCUCUAGGAGUUCAUUUUCACGACCCCCUGAUGCAGUCUGCUUGUAGAAAGAACAGUAGAGUGUUGAACAAAUAAAAGGUUGGGAGACCACGAUCAGGGUCUUAGCUUGAUAUGACCGAUAAGGUGUCAUUCCUUUCUUGUCUCGUCCAAUUUCCCAUGGUUCUAAAGACCCCAACUAGGUAACUUGGCCUAGUUGUGGAUGGGAACCAUUUCUCAGGUGUGAGACCAACAACUAGGGUCUUAGCUUGAUAAGGUUAUAUGGCCAAUAAGAAGGUGCAAGUUCCUCCUCUCGUCAAAUUUCCAUUUGUAUAUUGCCCUAAUUCAUGUGACUUAUGCAAUUGCUGUGGUUGUGGGUUGUGCCACCGUUGCCAGUUUUAAUCGAAGGAAGCUGUCACUUUACACUAGUUCACUAAAACGCUUUACGCGUUUAAUUUACUAAAUGGG